Molecule: messenger RNA, 966 nt
Organism: Chiloscyllium plagiosum (whitespotted bambooshark)
Lineage: Eukaryota; Metazoa; Chordata; Chondrichthyes; Orectolobiformes; Hemiscylliidae
Product: zona pellucida-binding protein 1-like
Biological process (GO): acrosome assembly; binding of sperm to zona pellucida
Cellular component (GO): zona pellucida receptor complex; acrosomal vesicle; extracellular region
Source: RefSeq, a predicted model, not a curated record
AUGACUGUCACCAACAUUGAGAUCUUGCAGUCAGUUGAUCGUCACCCGAAGAGAAAGCAGCCCAGCCACAAAUCUGCAGGAGGCAAAGUGAUUGGCUCCGAUGAUGGCCCUGUCAAGGUCUACAUCAAAUUGCACAACAAAAGUCCGCGGAUUCUCUGUGCAACACCACAGCUAAUGAACAUGGAACUCAUGGAUCCCACUUUCACUUGGAAAGGACCGAAGGGAAUAGACCUUUCAAAUAAACCCAACGUAAAGAUAACACUGACGGGUACCCUGAUCAUUAAUAACUUCAGCAAGGAAUUGUCAGGGGUCUACAUAUGCACCAUUCUCUUUUACAAUCCGAGCACUAAAGCCUUGCAGUCUUUGAGUUUGAAGUAUUUUCUGUAUGCGUACCUUGACCCCAACUACACCUAUGAAUUUCAGAUCCAAUACCAUGCUGCUGACUGUCACAAUUCGUACAACAGUCUCUUCCUAAAGAGGUUGCACACAGCUUUGAACCAGCUAGUCUCAGAUCUGGCCUACACGAUCAGUAUACAUAAAUCAGAAUGCCACACGCUGAAGGUGCCCUUGGCGGGCAUACAGUACGAGCUGUUCCUCACGCUCAAAGUGCACCUGGAUGUGGAAGUGCUGGACAUCAUCUGCGAGAGAGACUUGGAAGAGUGCGAUCACAACCUGCGGUUGGAGAAGGUGAGGCACCGGAUAGAAGCCUUCUUUGGCAAGCAGGCGGACACAUACCGGGAGAUCAGCGGCCUGCUGCCUUCCGUCUACUACAUUGACGGCACGUUGCAAGUGAUCCAGGUCGACCGUUGCAAGCCCGGCUACGGCAAGGACCGCAAGAAGCACCCGCAAUGUGGGGAAUGCUGUGUGGUGUGUAGCCCGGGGACAUACAGCAGCGGCCACCAGGUGACUUGCUUGCUCUGUGCCGACGCUAUCCAUUUCGGAGAAUCAGACUGUGAAACUGAGUGA